Spodoptera litura is the source of this 1694-nucleotide messenger RNA. RefSeq lists its product as uncharacterized. Lineage: Eukaryota; Metazoa; Arthropoda; Insecta; Lepidoptera; Noctuidae. Gene Ontology annotation, biological process: L-serine catabolic process; L-threonine catabolic process. The record is from RefSeq and is a predicted model, not a curated record. Gene Ontology annotation, molecular function: threonine deaminase activity; L-serine ammonia-lyase activity.
CCAAAGCGUAUUUUUUCCAAUAAAAUUUUAGUUCCAUUUCAAAAUUAAAAAUAAAAUAAGUUUAAACAUGUGAGAAGAAAAGACAGCAGCCGAAAUAUUAUAGUAUAUAUUACAAAAAUAAAAGUAAUACCUUCAAAAUGACGAACCCGAAAGAUGAUCCUGAAUAUGAUGAGUUCUGUGACCCAGACAAUCCACGCAAAAUAAAGUUUGAAGACAUAUUAGCUGCAUCGCGGCGUGUCGUUGGCCAAGUUAUUAAGACACCAUGCGCGAAAGCCCACAUGUCGAAGCGACUCGGUAUGGAUCUUUAUCUGAAGGAGGAAUUCUUACAAGUAACAGGAUGUUUCAAAGAACGCGGAGUGGCCAACACAUUAUUAUUGCUAUCUGAGGAACAAAAGAAAUAUGGUGUAAUUGCCGCCAGUACAGGGAAUCACGCAUGCGCUCUGGCCUAUCACUCUUCUCAGAUGGGUAUACCGAACAUAGUAGUCAUGCCAAUACAUGCUCCUAUCACUAAAAUCAAUAAAGCAGAAAGGCUGGGUGGAAAGAUCCUAUUGCAAGGUAACAAUAUGGCAGAAGCCAAACUUUUUGCUAUGACCACUUCGAAGGAGAAAAAGAUGAUAUACAUAAAUGGUUACGAUCAUCCAAAUGUGAUAGAGGGCCAAGGAACUGUCGGUUUAGAGAUAGUAGAACAAGUGCCAAAUGUGGAUGCAGUUCUGUGCCCAUGUGGAGGUGGCAGUCUGUUAGCUGGUGUCGCCGUAGCUGUUAAGCAUCUCAAGCCUGACACUGAAGUUUAUGGCAUUGUAACAGACAAGACAUAUAGUAUGGUAGAAGCACUAAGAAAGAAUGAACGAAUAUUUCUUGCCUUAGAGCCGUCCAUCGCUGACGGAUUAGCCGUGAAUAAAGUAGGAGUUAAUACCUUCCACAACGUCAAAGGAAUCCUUGAUAAAAUGGUAGUGGUAAGAGAAGAUUGGGUGGCUCGUGCCAUUAUGACCAUCAUUGAAGAAGAAAAGGUUGUAGUAGAAGGUGCUGGUGCUGUCGGUGUAGCGUCUAUCAUGGCUGGCCUGUUCCCUAACCUAAAAGGCAAAAGAGUGGUAACAAUAUGCUCUGGAGGUAACAUAGAUUCAACUACACUGACCCGUGCUCUGGAACGGGGCAUGGCAGCGGACGGUCGGCUGAUGAAGUUCAAGGUGACCGUGUCGGACCGACCCGGCGGACUCGCGGACCUCUGCAGCAUGCUCGCUGGCAUGGGCGUCACCAUGCGAGACUGUGUGCCUGAAAGAGCUUGGGUCAAAGGCGAUGUAUUUAGUGUACAAAUGAAAGUGAUUGUCGAAACCAGAGGCUACGACCAUUCCAGACAGUUGGUGGAACUAAUCAAGAAACACUAUAAAGACUAUUACUUCCAAGAAAUGAACGAAAAAUCUGAAAAGACUGCGGGUGUCAAGCGCGGCCCCUGCCUCGCACCCAACCCUGUGUGCAUGCAGAAAUAGACUCUCUUCCUCUAUUGUACCAUUCCUAUCGCGUCUCAUUUCAAAAUACUACUUGUGAACUCCUUUCUGUGUUUUAUUUCAUUAGUAGACGCUAUAGUCAGUCCUUCAAUUCAUUACAUCCAAUUAGUGGAUCACACUGAGUUGUUCCGAGCGGGAACCGGGAAUCCAACCAAUAUUGCGUCGCAGCCAGUUAUAUACCCAACCACUGCA